Malaclemys terrapin pileata is the source of this 8480-nucleotide messenger RNA. Its product is annotated as zinc finger protein 420-like. Lineage: Eukaryota; Metazoa; Chordata; Testudines; Emydidae. The transcript is spliced from 8 exons. The record is from RefSeq and is a predicted model, not a curated record. Gene Ontology annotation, molecular function: DNA-binding transcription repressor activity, RNA polymerase II-specific. Gene Ontology annotation, biological process: regulation of immune system process; negative regulation of transcription by RNA polymerase II; regulation of cytokine production. The coding region runs from base 421 to 3939 and encodes 1172 amino acids.
AGGAGUCCGGCCUCGUCCUUCCUGAGCCGUGUUUCUGGUCUCGCUGAGACGCGGGUUAAUCCGGAGUCACUGCGAGGCAGAGCAGGGAGUGACUCCAGAUUCCCAUGGGGGCGAUAAGAUCAGGAUGUGACCCUGUGGGGAGGGGUUUCAGUUGUUGCCAAAGGGGGGAAGUUACUCAGUUUCUCUCCGUCUCUUUCUCUGCCUCAGGAUAUUGGGGUUGAGCUUCCUGGGAGCCCAGGCUGAGCAGCUGCUGCUCCCCCAGCGGGAUCGGGGCUGGGGAGUGACCUCUGUGCCCAGCCAAGAGUAACAAGCUUGUGGAUAGAGGGGAAGCAGUAGACGUGGUGUAUCUUGACUUUAGUAAGGCUUUUGAUCCUGUCAUGCAUGACCUUCUCCUAAACAAACUAGAGAAAUACAGCCGAGAUGGAACUACCAUUAGACUGCAGCAUUACAUCCCAUACUUCCAGGGACCAGGGAAGGGAAAUGGCUGCCGUGGAGCCAGCUCAGAGGCCGGUGACUUUCGAGGAGGUGGCUGUGUAUUUCACCAAGGAAGAGUGGGCUCUGCUGGACCCCGCUCAGAGAGCCUUCUACGGAGACGUCAUGCAGGAGAACUAUGAGAAUGUGACCUCGCUGGGGUUCCCAGUUUCCAAACCCGAGGUCAUCUCUCAGCUGGAACGAGGGGAAGAGUCGUGGGCCCGAGAUCUCCAGGGCUCAGAGGAAAGAGAGAUUCUGAGAGGCAGCAGCAUGGGUGAGGGGAUGGUGAGAGAGACCAUGGAGCAGAAUCCUCAGCAGGAAGAUGAUGAAGUGGAACCACAGGGGGCAUUAUUGCAAAGAUGCACAGGGAGUGUGUCCAGGAGUUGUGAGCAGGGAAAAGGCUCUCAGGGGCAGCACGGGACAGAGAUGCGGCAGAGAAACCAACCAGCGCAGAAAGUUGGAAUAUCUGUUAAUUAUCAGGAAACUCACAGAGGGCUCAAGGAAACCACGGCCCAGCAGAGAAUCCUGACGGGAGAGAGAAAUAACACAGGCUUUGAGUGCAGGAAAAAGUUCAGGAGGCGCUCACACCAUCAGAGAAUCCACACUGGAGUGAGACCCUAUGGAUGCUGUGAGUGCGGGAAAACAUUCAGUCGGAGCUCAGAGCUUAUUAUGCAUCAGAGGAUCCACACAGGAGAGAAACCCUAUGAAUGCUGUGACUGCGGGAAAACCUUUGCUCGGAGCUCAAGCCUUAUUCUACACCAUAGAAUCCACACAGGAGAGAGAUCCUAUAAAUGCUGUGAGUGCGGGAAAACCUUCGCUCGGCGCUCACACCUCAUUGGCCAUCAGAGGAUCCACACAGGAGAGAAACCUUAUGAAUGCAGUGAGUGUGGGAAAACCUUCACUGAGCGCUCACACCUUACUCGCCAUCACAGGAGUCACACAGGGGAGAAACCCUAUAAAUGCUGUGAGUGCGGGAAAACCUUCACUGAGCGAUCAACCCUUAUUCUCCAUCAGAGAAUCCACACAGGGGAGAAACCCUAUAAAUGCUGUGAGUGCGAGAAAACCUUCACUUGGAGCUCACAGCUUAUUACACAUCAGAGGAUCCACACAGGAGAGAAACCCUAUGAAUGCAGUGAGUGUGGGAAAACCUUCACUGAGCGCUCACACCUUAUUCGCCAUCAGAGGAUCCACACAGGGGAGAAACCUUAUGAAUGUUGUGAGUGCGGGAAAACCUUCACUCGGAGCUCACAGCUUAUUACACAUCAGAGGAGUCACACAGGAGAGAAGCCCUAUAAAUGCAGUGAGUGCGGGAAAACUUUCACUGAGCGAUCAACCCUUAUUCACCAUCAGAGAAUCCACACAGGAGAGAAACCCUAUGAAUGCAGUGAGUGCGGAAAAACCUUCACUGAGCGAUCAACCCUUAUUCACCAUCAGCAGAUACACACAGGAGAGAAACCCUAUAAGUGCCGUGAGUGUGGGAAAACAUUCGCUCGAAAAUCAGGCCUUAAUACACAUCAGAGGAUCCACACAGGAGAGAAACCUUAUGAAUGCAGUGAGUGCGGGAAAACCUUCACUCGCAGAUCAGGCCUUAAUACACAUCAGAGGAUCCACACAGGGGAGAAACCUUAUGAAUGCAGUGAGUGUGGGAAAACCUUCACUCAGCGCUCAACCCUUAUUAGCCAUCAGAGGAGUCACACAGGAGAGAAACCCUAUGAAUGCUGUGAGUGCAGGAAAGCCUUCACUGAGCGCUCAGCCCUUAUUUACCAUCAGCAGAUACACACAGGAGAGAAACCCUAUAAGUGCUGCGAGUGCGGGAAAACGUUCGCUCGGAACUCUCAGUUUAUUACACAUCAGAGGAUCCACGCAGGAGAGAAACCUUAUGAAUGCAGUGAAUGCGGGAAAACCUUCACUCGCAGAUCAGGCCUUAAUACACAUCAGAGGAUCCACACAGGAGAGAAACCUUAUGAAUGCAGUGAGUGCGGAAAAACCUUCACUCAGAGAUCAGGCAUUUUUCGCCAUCAGAGGAUCCACACAGGAGAGAAACCUUAUGAAUGCUGUGAGUGCGGGAAAACCUUCAGUCGGAACUCACAUCUUAUUGCACAUCAGAGGAUCCACACAGGGGAGAAACCCUAUAAAUGCUGUGAGUGUGGGAAAACCUUCACUGAGCAUUCAAACCUUAUUCGCCAUCAGAGAAUCCACAAAGGGGAGAAACCCUAUGGAUGCUGUGAAUGCGGGAAAACCUUCACGGAGCGCUCAAGCCUUAUUCGCCAUCAGCAGAUCCACACAGGAGAGAAACCCUAUAAAUGCUGUGAGUGCAGGAAAACAUUUGCUCGGCGCUCACACCUUAUUACACAUCAGAGGAUUCACACAGGGGAGAAACCUUAUGAAUGCAGUGAAUGUGGGAAAACCUUCACUCGCAGAUCAGGCCUUAAUACACAUCAGAGGAUCCACACAGGGCAGAAACCUUAUGAAUGCAGUGAGUGCGGGAAAACCUUCACUUGGAGCUCACAGCUUAUUACACAUCACAGGAGUCACACAGGAGAGAAACCCUAUAAAUGCAGUGAGUGCGGGAAAACUUUCACUGAGCGAUCAACCCUUAUUUGCCAUCAGAGGAUCCACACAGGAGAGAAACCCUAUGAAUGCAGUGAGUGUGGGAAAACCUUCACUGAGCGCUCACACCUUAUUCGCCAUCAGAGGAUCCACACAGGGGAGAAACCUUAUGAAUGCUGUGAGUGCGGGAAAACCUUCGCUCGGAGCUCACAGCUUAUUACACAUCAGAGGAGUCACACAGGAGAGAAACCCUAUAAAUGCAGUGAGUGCGGGAAAACCUUCACUGAGCUAUCAACGCUUAUUCGCCAUCAGAGGAGUCACACAGGAGAGAAACCUUAUGAAUGCUGCAAGUGCGGGAAAACCUUCGCUCGGAACUCACAACUUAUUACACAUCAGAGGAUCCACGCAGGAGAGAAACCUUAUGAAUGCAGUGAAUGCGGGAAAACCUUCACUCGCAGAUCAGGCCUUAAUACACAUCAGAGGAUCCACACAGGGGAGAAACCUUAUGAAUGCUGUGAGUGCGGGAAAACCUUCACUGAGCGCUCAUACCUUAUUGGCCAUCAGAGGAGUCACACAGGAGAGAAACCCUAUACAUGCUGUGAGUGUGGGAAAACAUUCACUGGAAGAUCAGGCCGCCUUAUGCAUCAGAGGAUCCACACAGGAGAGAAACCCUAUAAAUGCUGUGAGUGCGGGAAAAUGUUCGCUUGGAACUCUCAGCUUAUUACACAUCAGAGGAUCCACACAGGAGAGAAACCUUAUAAAUGCUGUGAGUGCGGGAAAACCUUCAGUCGGAGCUCACACCUUAUUGCACAUCAGAGGAUCCACACAGGGGAGAAACCCUAUAAAUGCUGUGUGUGUGGGAAAACCUUCACUGAGUGUUCAAAUCUUAUUCGCCAUCAGAAAAUCCACAAAGGCUAGCUAUGAAUGCUGAGUGCAGGAAAACCUUUGCUGGGAGAUCACACCUUAUGCGCCAUCUGAGAAUCCACACAUGAAUGAAACUCUAUGAAUUCUCAAAAAGAACAGGAGUUCUUGUGGCACUUUAGAGACUAACUAAUUUAUUAGAGCAUAAGCUUUCGUGUAUUACAGCCCACUUCUUCGGAUGCAUACAGUGUGGAAUAAAUAUUGAGGAGAUAUAUACACACAUACAGAGAGCAUAAACAGGUGGGAGUUGUCUUACCAACUCUGAGAGGCAAAUUAAGUAAGAGAAAAAAACUUUUGAAGUGAUAAUCAAGCUAGCCCAGUACAGACAGUUUGAUAAGAAGUGUGAGAAUACUUACAAGGGGAGAUAGAUUCAAUGUUUGUAAUGGCUCAGCCAUUCCCAGUCCUUAUUCAAUCCUGAGUUGAUUGUGUCUAGUUUGCAUAUCAAUUCCAGCUCAGCAGUCUCUCGUUGGAGUCUGUUUUUGAAGUUUUUCUGUUGUAAUAUAGCCACCCGCAGGUCUGUCAUUGAAUGGCCAGACAGGUUAAAGUGUUCUCCCACUGGUUUUUGAGUAUUAUGAUUUCUGAUGUCAGAUUUGUGUCCAUUAGUUCUGUGAGGGCGGGAAACCUUUGCUCGGAUCUUAGAUCUUAUUACACAUCAGAGGAGCCACCCUAUGAAUGCUGUGAGUGCGGGAAAUUCUUCCUUCACAGCUCUUCUCUUAUUUAUCACCAGAGAAGCCCAUGGUAUUUUUCAUCAACUCCUGUGUCAUGGAAGUGUGCGUCCCUCCAACAGGAAUGUCCCUCAGUCCCAGGUGGGGGAACCAGGAGUGACCUUUACUAGGUACAUGGAGGUUAAAUCUACCUGGGCUUUGACUCCACUAGGGUUUUCCAUGGAGUUAGCUAGAUUGAGUUAGCAAUCCUGAUAUAAAAACACAACUAUUUUUUCAAGAAAGACAAUAGCCCAUAUAGCGUCCAGGGUAACGUAGCAAAUCUCCUCACCACUAGACACAACCUCCAUCACUUUUCCUCGUCUAACCAAAUUUGGAGCAUCAUGUUUAUACUUUUCCUCCCACUGCAAAGUGAUUGUUAGUCAUCAGGUUCCCCCACUAGGGACAGAUUGGCUUAUUCCCAGUUGUUCCCACGUUGCACUGGGUUCUGCUGAAUAGCAAUUGGGUUUGGUACCAUUUUUCUCAUAAGAACAUAAGAACGGCCGCACUGGGUCAGAUCAAAGGUCCAUCUAGCCCAGUAUCCUGUCUGUCGACAGUGGCCAAUGCCUGGUGCCCCAAAGGGAGUGAACCUAACAGGUAAUGAUCAAGUGAUCUCUUUCCUGCCUUCCAUCACCUCCUUCUGCCAAACAGAGGCUAGGGACACCAUUCCUUACCCAUCCUGGCUAAUAGCCAUUAACGAACUUAACCUCCAUGAAUUUAUCUAGUUCUCUUUUAAACCCUGUUAUAGUCCUAGCCUUCACAAGCUCCUCAGGUAAGGAUUUCCACAGGUUGACUGUGUUCUGUGUGAAGAAGAACUUCCUUUUAUUUGUUUUAAAUCUGCUGCCCAUUAAUUUCAUUUGGUGGCCCCUGGUUCUUAUAUUAUGGGAACAAGAAAAUAACUUUUCGUUAUUCGUUUUCUCCACACCACUCAUGAUUUAAUAUACUUCUAUCAUAUCCCCCCUUAGUCUCCUCUUUUCCAAAUUGAAAAGUCCUAGUCUCUUUAAUCUCUCCUCAUAUGGGAUCCGUUCCAAACCCCUAAUCAUUUUAGUUGCCCUUCUCUGAACCUUUUCUAAUGCCAGUAUAUCUUUUUUGAGAUGAGGAGACCACAUCUGUAUGCAGUAUUCAAAAUGUGGAUGUACAAUGGAUGUAUAUAAGGGCAAUAAGAUAUUCUCCGUCUUAUUCUCUAUCCCUUUUUUAAUGAUUCCUAACAUCCUGUUUGCUUUUUUGACUGCCACUGCACACUGCGUGGACACCUUCAGAGAACUAUCCACGAUGACUCCAAGAAUUCUCCUGAUUAGUUGUAGCUAAAUUAGCCCCCAUCAUAUUGUAUGUAUAGUUGGGGUUAUUUUUUCCAAUGUGCAUUACUUUACAUUUAACCACAUUAAAUUUCAUUUUGUUGCCCAAUCACUUAGUUUUGUGAGAUCUUUUUGAAGUUCUUCACAGUCUGCUUUGGUCUUAACUAUUUUGAGCAAUUUAGUAUCGUCUGCACACUUUGCCACCUCACUGUUUACCCCCUUCUCCAGAUCAUUUAUGAAUAAGUUGAAUAGGAUUGGUCCUAGGACUGACCGUUGGGGAACACCACUAGUUACCCCUCUCCAUUCUGAAAAUUUACCAUUUAUUCUUCCCUUUGUUCCCUGUCUUUUAAGCAGUUCUCAGUCCAUGAAAGGAUCUUCCCUCUUAUCCCAUGACAACUUAAUUUACAUAAGAGCCUUUGGUGAGGGACCUUGUCAAAGGCUUUCUGGAAAUCUAAGUACACUAUGUCCACUGGAUCCCCCUAGUCCACAUGUUUGUUGACCCCUUCAAAGAACUAGUAGAUUAGUACAGGGGUGGCCAACAUGUGGCUCUGGAGCCACAUGCGGCUUUUCAGAAGUUAAUAUGCGGCUCCUUGUAUAGACACUGACUCCAGGGCUGGAGUUACAGGCGCCAACUUCCCAGUGUGCCGGGGGGUGCUCACUGAUCGACCCCUGACUGCCCCCUCUCUACUCCUUCUCUUGAGCCUGCUAUGCCCUCGCUCCUCCCCAUCCGAGCCUCCUGCAUGCCACAAAACAGCUGAUCAGGAGGGAUGCUGGAGGCGCUGACUGGCGGGGCAGCCAGUGGGCAGGAGGCGCUGGGGAGCAGGCGGGAGCUGCUGGCAUUUGCUGUGGCUUUUUGGCAAUGUACAUUGGUAAAUUCUGUCUCCUUCUCAGGCUCAGGUUGGCCACCCCUGGAUUAGUAAGACACGAUUUCCCUUUACAGAAACCAUGUUGACUUUUGCCCAAUAAUUUAUGGCCUUCUACGUGUCUGACAAUUUUAUUCUUUACUAGUGUUUCAAUUAAUUUGCCUGGUACUGACAUUAGACUUACCGAUCUGUAAUUGCCGGGAUCACCUUUAGAGCCCUUUUAAAUAUUGGCAUUACAUUAGCUAUGUCCUCAAUGUAACCAUAUGUGUAAGCUUCUUGCCCUGGUGACAGUGUGCUCAGAGAGAGGAGACAUGCUCCCCCAGAGUCCUGACUGGCUUCAUAUGGAGUAGGUCCAGAGCACUGCCUGGUGACUCUGUGACGGGGGAAAAAGUGGUUUUUUUCAACCUCUGUGACACAUGAAGAAGUGGUGAGUCGGAGGGAUUCCCACAUUCCGAAUUACCCCUGCAGUGUUUCCUCUUUUUGAGCCAUGUAGACUGGCUCCACUUCCUACAGUUCCACCACUGAAUGUGUCCUAUGAUUCAGGGUUCUCAGCCCUCUGUUUGUGGAUCACACUUCUUUUUCUUUGCUCUUAAAACAGUAAUUUAGGACCUGAGAUGAAAGUGUCACAGACCACGAUGGGGAAUUUGAAUGGAUGUCAAAUACAGUAAGAUCAUUUGGAGUUUAAAUCCCAGUUUCCAACUGUUGGCAAAGCCUAUUGCAGGACUUUUCCUACUGAGAUGGGAUUGUUUCCAGAUGGGGAGCUUGGCUGGUUGGUUUGUUGUUGUUUUUUUUUUCUUUCAUCACGACAAUACUAGAACUUUUGUAAAUAAUAUGACUCAAAACUAAUGAGUGAAGGAGAUUUGAAUGGCUCAGAGGAGAAUGCAAUGGGAGAAUCUCUUGUCCUGAUUCUGAGUCGCAUAGCCUAUAAGACUAACCUGCUUGCUUGCAUAGAUAUAUUUGUUCGUAUAAGUAUUUGGUUUAUUGUAAUAGGUUUAUAGAUUUAUAUUAAAGUAAGCUUGACUGUAACGCAAGAGACCUACAGGCCAUAUCCUGUAUGUUAAGCUAAGGAAAGUUAACACAUCUAUAUUAAGACCCUUUACCCAGAAAAGUAAAGUUAACCUAUAUCUUGUUACCUAAAUAAAUAAGUAUUCACGCAUAUGUCUAUAACCUUCUAUCUAGACCAAUAGAUAAUGAAGAAUGGCAUGGGGGAAUUUUUAAUGUGGUACCCACAGACUUAACAGGUACACCACAAGGAAACUUAUAUGUGUCAUCAAUUCGCACAAAACUACUAGCCUAUGGGGUAAGGGUACCCUAACAUUUGUGGGUAAGGAAUAAAAUUUGUCAAUGGAGGAAGGAUUUCCGACACUCCUGCCCUAUAAAAGAGGUGACCCACCUCGCUAGAGGACUUCACUUCACUCCAGUCCGCUCUAUGUUCCUCACACUCACUCACUCUAGUCUAUCUACGAUGGCUACUGCUAGUAGUAGGCUGUACUUGUUCUUCUUAAACUUUAAGUGUCAAGGGCACUAGGCUAAGCUUGGUUUCCCUAAGCUUUUAUUCUUAGUUUUGUUUGUUAGGUUUUAAGUUUAAGUCUCUUUUAAUAGCAGUAAUGCAAUUGUAACUCUGGGUAUUUCACCAUUUACUUACUAUUAUUCAUUUUAAUAAAAAGUCUUUAAGGCCA